AAUUUACAAUGUGUCGGUAGACGCUUUUUACAUUUGCCUGGGCUUUCCAAUAGUCUUUUCACAUUAAUAUUUUAGGUGUAAAUGAUGAUUGAUCUUCCUCUUGGAGGUUUAGUUUCUUUCUGAUACAAUUUUGUGCAUGUGGUGAUGGAAACUGGUUAUAGGAUUGGAGGUACUGAUGUUCCUGAUAGUCAGAAUAGCCCAGGCAACCCUAUCUGCAUUUUAGAUUCUAGCAUAAAAAGUUGUGAGGUAGUUGUAACCGAUUUGUCCCUGGGCAUAUCUCAACCCAAGGAUGUGGAUGGUAUUUGUAUGAAUCUACAAGACAAUGAAGUACUGCCUGCAGCAGAUUCUAAUGUCACAGUUCUGUCUCCUGGACUCACAAAAAGUCCAUGCAGGAUAUUGUUACACUCAGGUCUUACAUCAUCACCCCACUGUAGUGCAAGUUCGAAAGAGCCUGAUGAAUCUUCUUUGGAUCAAGAUUGUGCCCAUGAUGUUUCGGCUGUGGAUUCAUCCCCUGUUGAGUCCCAUUUGUGCAUUGAAAAACCUGCAUCCUCUGGCUCUGCUGUAGACCAUUUACAAGGAACACUUUCCUUUGACCCAGAUGAUAUAUUGAAGAAUUGUCAGAUAAGUAAACAGGACAAGAAUGCAGCUAGUGAGAAUUCUACAGUUAGUGCUAGCCCGACUUCAAAGACCAAUGAAGAGAGAAAAAUGAGAAAGGAUUCUUGCGCUGAAAUCGUAGAUUCAGUCAGCAAUAAAGACCAACCCUCAGGGAAGGUUUCAGCUUCCUUUGAAAAUGAUUCUGAUCAAACAAAGCUAAAACAUGUUAAAAAUUGUCAAGAGUUGCCUCCUGCUGUAGGAGAGGCGGAAAGCUUUCUCACUAAUUUAGGAAGUCUGAUCCGAGAAUCAAUGGUGGUAGUUGAUGAAUUAGAAAAUACUAAUGACAUCAGUGAAACAAGUACUUUAAAGUGGAAUGCUACAUGUAGUGUUGAGCCGUAUGUCAAUUUGAAUGCAUUUUCACAAGACCCAUGUGAAGACCCAUUUGAAAUGCCUCAAAAGCCUGGAAUGGUAAAUUGGGGUAAUAGAAAUUCAUAUCAAUAUGAGAAGACAAAAUGUAAAAAUGAUAUCAAUAAUAAUUGUUCCUCUCUUGUGUACUCAAAGUCUACACAUUCAGAAAAAAAUGAGAUUGCUCACACUGUGUCAACUAACAAUAGAAAGCUCCCCACGAAAGGUGCAAUUUUGAGGCAACCCUCUCACAGUAAAAUGGUUCAUAAAAUAAGAAAGCCGGGAGUAUCUCAACAUGCAUUGGCUCUCCGCCACAUGAAUGGUUUCAAACUGGAAGGCCACAGGAUUCUUGAGGCACCCCCAUCACCUGGCGACAAAAUAGGCAUUGAGCUAGCAGUUAAUCCAGUUGGCUCUGGCUCUGAAAGGACUUCAAAAUCGUCUAAGCUAGAUGGAGCGGUCCCACAACUCUUCACAGCUUUUACUAGUUUCAUUCAAUCUGCACGUAGUCUUCCCACUCCAACUCAGAGUGCUACUGCAGCUACACUUACAACUGAGGCUUGGAAGCGUGUGCUAGCUCAAGCUCAGCGGAAAUAGAAGCAGUAUCAAUGGCCAAGUGGUUAACUUUACCCCAAUUAUAUUGCAACCUCAUUCUAACACUCCAAAUUUGUACUGGUUAGGCCCACAGAAUAAAAUAAAUUGAAGCAUUUAAAAAUAGAAUUAUUUUCUGAAAUUUCCCAU
Molecule: messenger RNA, 1737 nt
Organism: Thrips palmi
Lineage: Eukaryota; Metazoa; Arthropoda; Insecta; Thysanoptera; Thripidae
Exons: 3
Coding region: 145-1593 (482 amino acids)
Source: RefSeq, a predicted model, not a curated record